AUGGGCGAUCCUCUUAGUGUCACUGCCUCAGUCGUAGGUAUUGUUGUCGCUGCUGUCCAGGGCGUGCAGCUCCUCUCCAACACCAUCGAGAGAAUCCGGAAUGCUCCCGAGGCUGUGCGGAAUAUUCAAGAUGAGAUCCAGCAGCUCAAGCCCAUCCUGACUCAACUGGAGUCUGCCAUCGACGAGGGCCGUUCUGGACUCAUCCUAGACUCUGAAAUCAAGAUUGCCCUCGAGAACUGUCACCGAGUAUGCACCAAGUUCAGCGAGUCCCUCAAUCACUGGAUGAGGCAUUCUAUCGAUCAUCAGAUGUCCAUGAUCGACAGUGCAAAGAUUGGGAUUCUCCGCCAGGAUCAGAUCCGAACACUGAAAGAACAGCUGAACGGGUGUACCAAGAUACUCAACGUCACCCUCAACACUGCCAACUAG
Messenger RNA from Fusarium falciforme, 426 nucleotides. RefSeq names its product Helo-like-N domain-containing protein. Lineage: Eukaryota; Fungi; Ascomycota; Sordariomycetes; Hypocreales; Nectriaceae. Bases 1 to 426 code for a protein of 141 amino acids. The record is from RefSeq and is a predicted model, not a curated record. The transcript has a single exon.